GACCCGGCAGCUCCUCCUUCAUCCCGAGAUUGCAGCUGGCUUCAGAGAGAGUCCAUAUCAGAUGCUGCGGACAUUUACUCUCAUAAAAUAUUGAAUCAAUAUCAACUACCUGAGGUGACUAGCUAGGCCAACGAAAAUGACGACCCGAUUCCUUCGUAGAUCCAUCCGACUACUAGUGGUCAACCCGAACUCGUCACAGGAGAUGACGCGAGGGAUGGAGGAAGCUCUCAAAGGGACUAAAACAUCGGAUGAAACCGAGAUCUACACCUACACUGCGCCGGCAGAGUCUCCCGCAAGCAUCAACUCCGGAGAAGAUGUCGCGUCGAGCUACGACGUUGUCUACAAGAACCUCACGAGCACCGGCGAACUCCAGAAGUACGACGGCGUGCUUGUGGCAUGCUUCAGUGCUCAUCCACUGGUCCAUAAACUGGCCCACGAGCAGGGAAGUCGGGGACUCUUGGCCGUCACCGGCAUAUUUGAAGCGAGUAUCCUUGCCUCUCUAUCACUGCUAACCACACCGCUCUCGAGCUCGGCCACCCCGCGAACCUGGGGUAUCGUGACGACCGGGAAGUUCUGGGAGAGUCACUUGGCUGCGGGAGUCAGCGACCUCCUGGGACAGGACCCCAAUUCUCGCAAUGUCAAAUUUGCGGGAGUCGAGUCCACCGGUCUGGAUGCGGGCGAUUUUCACGGCGAGAUGCAUCCGGCCAUAAUACGGCAGAAGCUCAAGGAGGCGACGAAGCGACUACUCAGCACGGGCGCCGUGGACUGCGUCGUCAUGGGCUGUGCCGGAAUGGCAGGUCUAGAGGAGACUAUCAGGGAUGCAGCGAUCGAGAGGCAUGGCAAGGAAGCUGGGAACCGUCUGUACAUCAUCGAUGGAGUGAAGGCAGGAAUAGGCCUACUAGAGCAGAUGGUCAGGAACAAGAGAAUGUUCCAGAAGCAGUAAUCCCGUCGAAUAGUAAACUGCGCCAAGGUAAAAGCACGCUGCACAAACCGGUCUAGAUCACAACG
This is a messenger RNA of Phialemonium atrogriseum, 1008 nucleotides long. Its product is annotated as Asp/Glu/hydantoin racemase. NCBI's taxonomy places the organism in Eukaryota, Fungi, Ascomycota, Sordariomycetes, Cephalothecales, Cephalothecaceae. The transcript has 2 exons. Bases 137 to 943 code for a protein of 268 amino acids. The record is from RefSeq and is a predicted model, not a curated record.